Molecule: messenger RNA, 1496 nt
Organism: Phaedon cochleariae (mustard beetle)
Lineage: Eukaryota; Metazoa; Arthropoda; Insecta; Coleoptera; Chrysomelidae
Source: the annotation of a GenBank genome assembly
UUUUGAUUUUGUUUUGACGUUGAGGCACAGAACACUGACACAUGACAUCUUGACACAAUACAAAUGGCAGAAAAAUGACAUUGACAACUGACAAAGUCAACUCAACUGUCUCCUGUCAGUUCUGAUCGAAUAUCGAAUCGAAAUAUCGAAAAUCGAAUCCUCCAUCCUCCAAAACAAAAACAGGGUUUCAAAAAUAAAUAAAUUAUAUCGUUUAAAAUAAAGAUGUUAACCUUUGAACUCAUUAGCUGGAUCAUAUUAUGAGAAUAUAAAGAUAGUGAUAUUAGUGAUUAGUAGUGAUGUGAACAAAAUGAAAUAGGUACCUCCUUUGAAACCAGGAAACUACUGACUGGACUACAGAUAAGGAAUUUUCAACUUGAAGAAUAAUGUCGAACGUCGAACGUAAUCCAGGUUGUGAACUAGAUUUAGGAUGGUUGAACAGUGUACAUAUCAAUCUGCAAGCUGUUAAUGGGCAAUCAAGAAAGCUGUCAAUCCUUAGAGACUUGAAAGGAGAAUGCAGAGCAGCAUGGAUUCUCAAAGCUAUUACUUGCAUAGAUUUGACCACACUUGCUGGAGACGACACUCUUAGCAAUGUGUCUAGGUUAUGUUACAAAGCAGCUAAACCAUUAGCUGAGGACUUGCUCAAUGAGUUGGGUUUUGAGUAUGGUGAAAAUAGCCCCAUACAUACUGCAGCUAUUUGUGUAUAUCCUUCCAAAGUACAAGAUGCAGUUCAAACCCUUGCAAAAAUUGGGUUGAAUGAAAAAAUCAAAGUAGCCUCAGUUGCAACUGGAUUUCCUAGUGGCCAAACCCCUUUGAGGACAAGACUGGGAGAAAUAAGAUUUGCUGUGGAACAAGGUGCCAAGGAAAUUGAUAUUGUGAUAGAUAGAAGUUUGGUCCUGACUGGUAAAUGGGAGCAGCUUUAUCAAGAGAUACAAGUGAUGAAAGAGGCUUGUGGGCCACAUGUACAUCUUAAAGCAAUCUUGGCUACAGGGGAAUUAGGAACAUUAGAUAAUGUGUAUAAGGCAUCUCUUGUAGCUAUGAUGGCUGGGUCAGAUUUCAUAAAAACAUCCACAGGUAAAGAAGCAGUGAAUGCCACAUUACCAUUUGGCAUUGUCAUGGCUAGAGCUAUUAGGGAAUAUUAUGAAAAAAUGGGUUACAAGGUUGGUUUGAAACCUGCUGGUGGAGUUAGAACUACAAAAGAUGCCUUGAAUUGGCUGGUUCUUAUCAAAGAAAUAUUAGGCAAUGAUUGGCUGAAUCCAGAACUGUUCAGAUUUGGUGCAUCUGGACUUUUAGGUGAUUUGGAGAGCAGCUUGUACCAGUAUGUUACAGGAAAGUAUCCUGCAGGAUAUGAGUUCACUAUGGGAUAAUCUAAAACAAAGGAGCGAUUUUUUUAGGUGACAAAUUUGUCAUUGAAAAUAAUGUUUUGAAGCAGGAUCAAUAUUAAUAGCUUGUAUCCAUGAGUAUUGUUCAUGUAAUAUAUCAAACUAUUUACUGCCCAA